GUUCUCUAUCUAUAUAUGGAAGAGGCAAAACCCUCUUUGGGCCUAAACCAUGGAGGAGAACAAGGUUCCAAAUGUAAAAGAGGUGUAUGGCACAGUCGCCAAAACUUACGCACAGUUCAGGCCCCGCUAUCCCCCUCACCUUUUCUCCUUCCUUUCUUCCCUCACUCCACGACAUCAUCUGGCAUGGGAUGUGGGCACAGGCACUGGCCAGGCCGCCAUUGAGCUAUCAAAGUACUAUACGAGAGUGGUGGGCACAGACACGAGUGAGGGGCAGAUUCAACACGCAGAGCAGCACCCCAACAUAAGCUACGCCGUGACGGCGCAGUCAGUGACCGACCAACAACUGCACUCCAUCGUCGGCCCUGAAUCUUCCGUGGAUCUGGUCACCGUCGCCACAGCCGUCCACUGGUUCGAUUUGGAUAAAUUUUACGCGCAGGUGAAACACGUGUUGAAGAAGCCCGGCGGCGUGAUUGCCGUGUGGGCGUAUUGGAAGCCCAUUGUCGAUCCAGCAGUGGACGCAGUUUUUGAGCGGUUUCUUAGCAGAUUUUAUCCAUUUUCCCAUCCGGCUUGGAAACUGCUGCUGGAGGAUUAUGAGUCUUUACCGUUUCCGUUCGCGCAAGUGGAGGGGAUAAAAAUGGAGAUUGAAGAGCAGAGGACGUUUGAUGAGUACAUGGGCUACUUCAGAACGAGGCAUGCUUUGGUGGGCAGAGAAGAAAUCUUAAAAGAGUUUAGUGCAGAAGUUGAAGCGGCGUGGGGAGCUCCGCUCCAUGUGACCAAGGCUGUAAAGUUUCCGCUCUGUUUUAAGAUUGGUAAGGUUUGAAAGUGAGCAAAGAUUCUGUUAGUAGACGGUGGAUGAUUCAAGGUAGCCUAUGAGCUUUACUUGUUCCGUUGAUCUAAGUAUAUGUUUAAAUGUCCUGUCAUGUUUUAAUCCUAUGGUUUAGUGAUAUCCAUUUGGGUACUAUCAGGCUUUACCUAGGACAGUGAAAAUCACAUGGCUGUCUGUAAAGCUUUAUCAAAAGUAAUAAUAAAGGGCGGUACAAGUUUCUUUUUAA
This is a messenger RNA of Cryptomeria japonica (Japanese cedar), 1052 nucleotides long. RefSeq lists its product as uncharacterized. Gene Ontology annotation, molecular function: S-adenosylmethionine-dependent methyltransferase activity. The transcript has 2 exons. Lineage: Eukaryota; Viridiplantae; Streptophyta; Pinopsida; Cupressales; Cupressaceae. The coding region runs from base 50 to 820 and encodes 256 amino acids. The record is from RefSeq and is a predicted model, not a curated record.